Messenger RNA from Camelina sativa (false flax), 711 nucleotides. RefSeq lists its product as uncharacterized. The record is from RefSeq and is a predicted model, not a curated record. Lineage: Eukaryota; Viridiplantae; Streptophyta; Magnoliopsida; Brassicales; Brassicaceae.
UAAAGCAUUCCUUCACGGGAAGGUCUUCUUCCCAAAAUCCAAGUUGUUGUAACUCUCAAGCCUAAGACAAAAAAAACACCAAAUCACAAAAAUGGUUCCACCGUUUAUCAUGUGUUCAGUCAUGAUCUUGUUCAUCGUCAUAGAACCAAUGACCAUAAACGCUAGAGAAUUACGACCUUCCGAUCACGGUCUUGAGUACUACUACGAACCAACAAGAGAGUCUCAAUCGGAGAUGACCACAUUCUUCGGACCACCUUCUCCAAAUGAGCUGACGCCGCCGACGACAUCUUCUUCAUCAUCAUCAUCACCACCGUCUACCAGCUCGAUAUUGCCGAGUGCGGUGAAAUCCCCACUAACGACGACGACAACGUCAUCAAAAGUUCGGGACAACGAUGAUGAUGAACACGUGAUGAACCACGUGCUGGUAGUGGGCAGCUUGGUGUGUGGACUCUCCGGUGUAGCUUUGAUGGUCGCUUCUGCUCUCAUUUAUUUUCUUGGCUACCCGAAAACACAACAUGCCUCUGUUAAUUGCGAUCACAUUCAUAAUAACAAUGUCACUAAUACCAAGUAGAAUUCGUUGUCUAUAUAAUUUGGUCAUAUGAUUCAAGAGAAUAAAGAUUUUGUUGUUAUGUGAAUCAUUAUUAUUGUGUAGAAAACAGUUACACUCAUAAUGUAUUUUGGUUAUUGGAUUAUUUUUGGUCUGUUUGGUUA